AAUUCACUGGAACUAGGUACGAUUAAUUAAUCGAGCAGCCGGUGAUCGUCCACUUCUCUUCUGCCUAUUUCUCGAGCAGAAAAUCACUGGAGUUUUGCUCGUAGAGAGAGGUAUGUGCGAAGGUAGGUGAGAAGGAGAUAUAUAAUUAGAUCUAGUGGUUUAGGAGCUUGCUAUGGAUGAUUUAGAGGCAGCAGCUGCAUCAACAUGGCGGAAUUUUCACUAGGAGGUGGUCGACAAGGCGCGAGCGGCAGCGGUGGUGGUGACGAAGAAGGUAUCAUUCCUCCCGAGGGUUUAUUCCUUUACAGCAGCGGAAGCGGCGGAGGCAGCAGUAGAUCGACGGAGGCCAUCACCCGGGGGUUUGAGAUAUGGCAGCAGCAGCAGCAGCAAGGGGUGAGGCACCCGGCGGUGCAGAAUCUCCACAUCGCCUCGGCGCCAGCGGCGUUGCUCUCGUUCUCGAGUGAGGGGGCUGCGGGGGCGCCGCUCCAGGAGGCGAGAGGGAUGAGCUCGUCGUCGUCGUCGCGGGGCGGGGGGAUGAGCUGCCAGGACUGCGGCAACCAGGCGAAGAAGGACUGCUCCAACCUGCGGUGCCGCACCUGCUGCAAGAGCCGUGGGUUCGAGUGCGCCACACACGUCCGCAGCACGUGGGUCCCCGCCGCCAAGCGCCGGGAGCGCCAGCAGCACCACCUCUUUGUCCGCUCCGGUGCAGCCUCCGCCCAUCCUCCAGCCGCCGAGCCUUCUAAGCGCCCCCGGGAGGGGGCCAUUCUCAACCGCCUCUCCACCGGGGGCACUUCAUCAGGCGGAGAAAUAAGCUUUCCGGCGGAAGUGAGCUCGCUGGCGGUGUUCCGGUGCUUACGAGUAAGCUCAGUGGACGAGGCGGAGGAGGAGGAGUUCGCGUACCAGGCAGCGGUCAGCAUCGGCGGCCACGUCUUCAAGGGCAUCCUCUACGACCACGGCCCUGACCAUUCCUCCUCCUCCUCCUCCGCCACCGCAGCCACACUCGCUCUCACCGCCGGCCCCUCCUCUACGUCGGUAACGGUAGCAAGCGUGCCGGCUUCAGCCUGCCUAUUGGAUCCUUCCGCUCUCUAUCCGACUCCGCUCAACGCGUUCAUGGCCAGCACUCAGUUCUUCCCCCACCAGGGGCACGGCCAUGGCCAUGGCCACCACCAUCCCCCACCAAGGCAAUAGCUAGAGAUCAUAGAUAGAGCCAAUUCACAAUUAUCCAAGGCAAGACUACUUUUAUAUGGAUAUGUAGAUCAUUAAAAUUCACUUAAUUAGCUUAGAGCUACAGUAAUUAUAAUUAAGCUCCUUGAUCAAUUAUUGUCAUCUUCUUCACA
Molecule: messenger RNA, 1334 nt
Organism: Zingiber officinale
Lineage: Eukaryota; Viridiplantae; Streptophyta; Magnoliopsida; Zingiberales; Zingiberaceae
Product: protein SHI RELATED SEQUENCE 1-like
Exons: 2
Coding region: 205-1185 (326 amino acids)
Biological process (GO): positive regulation of DNA-templated transcription
Cellular component (GO): nucleus
Molecular function (GO): DNA-binding transcription factor activity; DNA binding
Source: RefSeq, a predicted model, not a curated record